AUGGGAUUCAUCGGGAAUCUGGACAUCGCCUUGACGUGGAUCCUUCCCUGCCUGUUUAUCGUGGAUGGUUGUUUAAAAGUUUUCCCAUUCAACAUAGAACUUUAUGGAGAAAUCGCACGAGAGUUCCAAGAUUUCUCUAACGUGUGCCCCCUCACCUGGUUGGGAUACACACCUAAUCCGGAUAACUACAGAAUAUUUGUUGGGGUUUAUGAAGUUGCUUGCAGUAUUGCAGUUCUCACUUCAGGUGAAUUAAAAACUGUUGCCACCGGAAUCCUUGCUCUUAUAUCCGGUGGAGCGGUUUAUACUCACAUUGCCCUUGCGGACAGUACUUCCGCCAUACCACCGGCGGUGACUGGAAUUUUCCUUUUGUUCUUAUGUUUUAGAGCUUAUUUAGAGACCCUGGAGCCACCACCAAAACAGCCGAAAUAUAAAAUACCAAAGAAAUUCAAAAUCAAAUGAUUCAUUGUUUCCUUCCAGAA
Molecule: messenger RNA, 479 nt
Organism: Ostrea edulis (European flat oyster)
Lineage: Eukaryota; Metazoa; Mollusca; Bivalvia; Ostreida; Ostreidae
Product: transmembrane protein 35B-like
Exons: 2
Coding region: 1-459 (152 amino acids)
Source: RefSeq, a predicted model, not a curated record